Messenger RNA from Pochonia chlamydosporia 170, 1671 nucleotides. RefSeq names its product sugar porter (SP) family MFS transporter. The transcript has a single exon. NCBI's taxonomy places the organism in Eukaryota, Fungi, Ascomycota, Sordariomycetes, Hypocreales, Clavicipitaceae. The record is from RefSeq and is a predicted model, not a curated record. Gene Ontology annotation, cellular component: membrane. Gene Ontology annotation, biological process: transmembrane transport; carbohydrate transport. Gene Ontology annotation, molecular function: carbohydrate:proton symporter activity. The coding region runs from base 1 to 1671 and encodes 556 amino acids.
AUGGUUUCCAUCAUCAAACCCAAGGGCGGAGAUCAGCCUCGCCGGAUCUCCGUUGACCGUGGAAAUAUGGACAUCUCGCUUGUCCACGAAGCAGCGGCUGCUGCUGAAGCAGAGCACAACAUGGGGCUUUUCAAGUCUAUUAAGCUAUACAAGAAGGCGUGCUUGUGGUCCAUCUUCUUAUCCACCUGCAUUGUUAUGGAGGGAUUUGAUGUUGUGUUGCUGAACACGUUGUUUGCAUACCCGCCUUUCCAGAGGAAGUUUGGCGUUGAACAACCGGAUGGUACUUAUCAACUCACGGCAGCUUGGCAAGCCGGCCUCAGCAACGGCACACUUGUCGGCCAAAUCUUUGGUCUCUUUGUCAACGGUAUCAUUGCCGAUAGAUUUGGCUACCGCAAAACCCUCAUUGGCGCUCUGAUGGGAUGCAUUGCUUUCAUCUUCAUUGUGUUCUUUGCAGAGAGUCUCACACAGCUACUCAUUGGACAGAUGCUUAUUGGCGUUCCAUGGGGAGUCUUCCAAACUCUUACAACGACCUACGCCGCCGAAGUGUGCCCAACGCAUCUCCGCGCCUACCUCACGACAUACGUCAACCUCUGCUGGGUGAUGGGACAGUUCAUUGCGUCUGGUGUCCUACGAGGAAUGGUCUCUCGAGACGACAAAUGGGGUUACAAGAUUCCAUUUGCUCUGCAGUGGAUGUGGCCCGUCCCUCUGAUUAUUGGCAUCUGGCUCGCCCCUGAGUCUCCAUGGUGGCUUGUUCGUCGUGGCCGCGUCGACGAUGCAAAGAAGUCUCUGGCACGAUUGACAGCCCGCAACAGUGGCGUUGCUUUCCAACCAGACGAAACCAUUUCAAUGAUGGUUCACACCAAUGAGAUGGAGAAGGAACUGACCGCAGGUAUCUCCUAUAUCGACCUUUUCCGAGGGAAAGUGAACCGCCGCCGAACGGAAAUCGUCUGCGUAACCUGGAUGAUUCAGACAAUGUGUGGAGCUACGUUUAUGGGAUACUCUACCUACUUCUACCAGCAGGCUGGUAUGGACGUUGCCAACUCAUUCAGUAUGUCUCUUGGCCAGUAUGCUCUCGGUGCUGUGGGCACAGUCUGCUCCUGGUUUUUGAUGGGCCGAUGGGGUCGACGAAGCUUAUACUUGGGCGGCCAAAUCAUCAUGUGCGUUCUCCUCCUCGCCAUCGGCUGCACCGCCUUUGCCGGCCGAGAGAACGCCGCUGCUCAGUGGGCAAUCGGAUCCAUGCUCCUCGUCUACACAUUCACCUACGACGCGACCGUUGGUCCCGUCUGCUACUCCCUCGUCGCCGAGCUUACAUCCACCCGUCUCCGAACCAAGUCCGUUGUCCUCGCCCGAAACUGCUAUAACAUCGUCGGUAUCAUUACCAACAUCAUUACUCCCCGGAUGCUCAACCCUUCUGCGUGGAACUGGGGUGCGAAAGCCGGCUUCUUCUGGACCGGUACUUGUCUCAUCUGCGCCAUCUGGACGUACUUUCGGCUGCCGGAGCCCAAGGGCCGUACAUAUGCCGAGCUGGAUGUCUUGUUUGAGAAUGAAGUCAGUGCCCGCAAAUUUGCGUCUACUUCAGUGGAUAGAUUUGAUGCGACGGGCGAUAGUUCCUCGGAGAAGGAAAAGAGUGCAGAAGUCAUGGUGGAGAGAGUUGAGAGUGAUCGCACUUGA